AUGCAAACUGCUGGAACUGACCCGCGCGCUGACAAAGAUGUCGAAGAGACCAAAGCCGAGGAAGACAAUACGUGUGGACCGGGGGACGAUGCAACGAACGACGAAGAAAAACAAGUGGACCAUCGAGAACAAACCGCUUUGGGGUCUGCUAAUACUGUGAGCGCGGUAGGCGAGAAAAACGGCAUCCGACUCCUGGAUGUGGGGUCGAAGUCGGUGCUGGGUUGCCUCUACUUGCACGCCAAUGAAGACCGAUAUGUUGUGGAGAGCAACGAAAGGUUCCACCUGUUCGCAGUCAUUGAUGGCCACGCCGGCUCGAAGACGGCCGAUUUCCUUGUCGGUGAACUGUUCAAGACGUCACUAGACGAACUGGACAGUCGAUUCUGCGCAUUGAUCGCGCCGAAAAGAAACGAAAGUGGUGCGUGCCUUCUCGCAAUCCUGCUCUAUGUGGACCCGAGUACAAAUAUCCCACAGAAAAUCGUGCUCAACGUUGGUGACUGCCGCGCUAUUGUACGAGAGGCCCCUGAUAAGAGAGUGGAGCAAGCGCCAACAUCUAGUGAUGCUAAGACUGUUGCACUCUCAGAAGACCAUUGCGUACACAACGCAAAGGAGAAAGCGCUUGCGCUACGUAGAGGGGCCGCAAUCUGGGACGGCCGCAUUGCUGGCAUACUGCAACCCUUCCGUGCAUUCGGCAAUAUACACUUAAAGGGCCCCGACAGGAAGAACUGGGUCAUCGCCACGCCCGAGAUCCAUCAAAGUGAGCUGCUCAUUGGUCGUAGCAUCUUUGUCAUCGCCACGGAUGGAGUCUGGGGGACGAUGAACAACGAACGCGCAAUGAAGAUCGCAGUUGAGGAGCUUGGCGCUAAUGGAUCCGCUCAAUCCAGCGCCAACGCCAUCGCCGAUGCGGCUUCGAGACAGACUAAUGACGAUGUUACGGUGAUUGUCGUCUCGGUCUAA
Phytophthora infestans T30-4 is the source of this 954-nucleotide messenger RNA. RefSeq lists its product as uncharacterized. The record is from RefSeq and is a predicted model, not a curated record. Gene Ontology annotation, molecular function: protein serine/threonine phosphatase activity. The transcript has 2 exons. Bases 1 to 954 code for a protein of 317 amino acids. Gene Ontology annotation, biological process: protein dephosphorylation. Lineage: Eukaryota; Oomycota; Peronosporomycetes; Peronosporales; Peronosporaceae.